AUGAUGGAAUAUAAGUUGGAGCAGUCACUGUUGGGCCACCAAAAGGGUGUAAGAUGUAUAACUCAUGUUACAGAUCCAAUAGAUACGUCUGUAAAAUUUGCCUCGGGAGGGGAAAUGGGCGAAGUUAUUGUUUGGAAGAUCACAGAUAUAUCUUUUGAACCAUUCAUACAGUUUGAGCCACACAUUAACACUGUCAUGUGUAUAACUUCAGCGUUUGACAAAUUUACAAAUUCUACAGUUGUUUAUAGCGGGGGAAGAGAUACUGUAAUUGUCAAGUCCAGCAUACAUGGUAAUACACUAUUGAAAUACACAGGGCAUAUUGGCCCUGUUUGCAGUAUAUCCCUAGUGGCUGAGAAGGGACUAUUGCUAUCUGGUAGCUGGGACGGCACAGCCAUCAUUUGGAAUUUAGAAUCUACCGCUGUUAAAUACAAAAUUGAUGGGUUUCAGUACGGGGUCUACCCAUCAUUUUGUUUAACCAAUGGUUAUGUAUAUUUGGGCUCCCAGAAUGGCCAUAUCACUGUGUGGAAUGGUAUAGAAAGAGUAGACAUAGAUAAUACACUUCAUAAGGAUGCCGUUAGGACGGUUAGAAUUUACAACCAAACAAUUUUAACAUCUUCCAAUGACACAACUGUAAAGACUUUCAAUCUAAAGUUUUCUGAAAAAAAGGAAUUUUGUGGCCAUACUUCAUUCGUUUACGACGCGCAUAUAACUAGUGACGGUGCUAGUGUAAUUAGUGCAUCUGAAGAUUUCACUGUUAUUGUUUGGGAUAUACAAUCGGGUAAAUCUGUACAAGUAAUUCCCCACCCUUCGACAGUUUGGCAAACUUCUAGCUUUGGGAAUCGUCUAGUGACUGCUUGUCAAGAUGGCAGGGUUAGGAUAUAUAAUAAAGAUCCGGAAUUCACUCCGGAUCCAGCCCUCACAUCAUUCGAUACCAAUGUAGAUGACAUUAGCACAGUUACAAACACUGCUGCGAGUAGCAACAAUACGUAUUAUGCGGGCGAUUCGCAAUUUCCCGCUGGGAAUUACGACUACAUUUUCAAGGUGGAACAGAAUGGUAAAUAUUAUUCAUUGCCAUACAACCGCGGUGAUGAUCCCAGAAGCGUGGCAGAAAAAUUUUGUAAAAAUACCAUGAUAAGCAUUAACAAUGUUGGUACUAUAACAGAUUUUAUCAUCAAAAAUGUACCACAUGCACGAAUUGAAACCCCAAUAAUUUCGGUUCCCCUGCCCAUAAACUUCCCCAAUGUAUCGAAGGAUAAAUUGUUGGACAAGAUUACGGAAUUUAACAAGUUAGUUUCAGGCGAAAUAAAAUUGACAUUAAUUGAGUUAGACAGUAUCAAACAAUGUUUAUACGAAGAUAAAACAUUGGAUACUUACAUUUUAUCGAAGUUAUAUUUAUGGCCCAAACAACAAUUGUUGCCCAUACUGGAUCUAUUAAGGAUACUACCACUGAAAUUAGAUUUUAACAUAACAGUUGACUAUGUAAAAUUGCUUAUCCAAGUUAUUGAAUCUUGCGAAAGUGAAAUAUUUGUAUCACUUGCACUUAAAACUAUUGCCAACUCACUGUACCUAACUGUGUCAAAAAUGAAGAUGGAGAAUUAUAUGCCCCAAAUUUGCAACAUUUUAUUGGAAACAGCUAAAAAUGCUACUUUGCGCAUCCAACAGCCUUUAUCCGUCAUCGCGCUUAAUUACUCUCAUAUUUUAAUCUCUCGACGACACUCGGAACAACGUAGGCACCUAUUGAAGUUAAUUGUUGAGUGUCUUAGAACGUGCAAAUCUCACAUUGACAAUUGGGGAUUAUCUGUUUCUAACCGCUUCAUAAUGGCAUUAUACAAGUUACAAUUAGUGGAGCCCAAGAUUCUAUCUGGCUCCAAUGAUGUCGGGGAGCUUUUACUCAACAUAUCGAAAUUACAACCACAAUCCUCACUGCCCAAUGAUGUUAAAGAGGCAUUAGCGGCGGUAACUAGUUCUAUUUAUAAUUAA
Messenger RNA from Babesia microti strain RI, 1980 nucleotides. Its product is annotated as Ubiquitin homeostasis protein lub1. The record is from RefSeq and is a predicted model, not a curated record. The coding region runs from base 1 to 1980 and encodes 659 amino acids. Gene Ontology annotation, molecular function: ubiquitin binding. Gene Ontology annotation, cellular component: cytoplasm; nucleus. The transcript has a single exon. Lineage: Eukaryota; Apicomplexa; Aconoidasida; Piroplasmida; Babesiidae. Gene Ontology annotation, biological process: proteasome-mediated ubiquitin-dependent protein catabolic process; ubiquitin recycling.